AUGCGUUCGCCCUUGCAACUCCUUGUACACACAAAGGGGCGGGGGGAUUGGGACGCUUGUUUUCCUAUAACUUUUUCAAGUAAUGAAGAAAAGGGGUUGAAAAAGUAUGGGUUCGUCAACCAUGCUUUGGAGCUACUGGUUCUUCGAGAACAUGGCCAAGAUAAAUGGGAAGAAAUCAAACGUGAAGCGGCUGUCGAGAUCGACGGGAGUUUCUUGGUCCGUAUCGUGUAUGAUGACGUCCUGUCGUACGAUCUUGUGGGAGCCGCCGUGAAAGUACUUGGAAUAAGUGCAAAUGAUCUCCUGGAGGCAUUUGGUCGCAUGUUCUUUGAAUUCUGCGUCGAGUCUGGCUACGACAACAUCUUGAACGUCCUUGGGUCAACUACACGCCACUUCCUGCAGAACCUAGAUGCUCUUCAUGACCAUCUAGCCUCUAUCUAUCCGGGAAUGCGAGCUCCUUCGUUCCGCUGCAGUACACGAGACAGUGAUGGCGCCCUUGUUCUUCACUACUACUCUGAACGACCAGGGCUGGAGCACAUCGUCAUCGGGUUGGUCCGCAGUGUUGCAAAGACCCUUCACGGCUCCGAGGUCCACGUCGAAAUCAUCAAGAACAAAGGCGAAGACUGCGACCAUGUCCAGUUUGCCAUCAUCGAGAAGAAGCAGACAGCGAAGAUCGAGGAGCAGGCGCAACAGAAUCUCCUGGCUCUCACAAAAGAACCCCAGAUAAGUCCGUCAACCCUCUGCAGGAUCCUACCCUUUCACAUCAUGUUCAAUGAUGAUUUGCGAGUCCAGCAGGCAGGAAACUCCAUCCAGAGGAUCGUGCCUACUAUCAACAAUCCCAACUGCAAGAUGACGGACUUGUUCCACAUAGUGCGCCCUCACAUGGAGUUCACCUUCAAGUCGAUCCUCAGCCAUGCCAACACCAUCUACGUCCUGCAGACCAACCCCGGUGUGGUCAACUCCACCAACCCCCGCAACGGCUCCAUCCCGGCUCUCAAGCUCAAAGGACAGAUGCUUCACGUACCCGAAUCCGAUGUCCUGCUCUAUCUUUGUUCGCCUCACGUGAUCAACCUCGAUGAGCUGAGACAACGUGAACUGUACCUGAGUGAUAUCCCACUCCACGAUGCUACAAGGGAUCUGGUACUGAUUUCAGAAAGAUUUGAAGAGGAGUACAAACUCACCCAGAAGCUGGAGAUCCUGACAGACAAGCUACAACAGACUUACCGUGAGAUUGAGAAUGAAAAAAAGAAAACAGACAGACUCCUCUAUUCUAUUCUCCCUCCAUCUGUUGCUAACGAGUUACGUCAUCACCGUCCUGUUCCUGCCAAGAAGUUCGAGUGUGUGACGCUCAUGUUCAGCGGUAUUAAUGGGUUUGGGGAUUUCUGUCGUCGGUACUCACACGAUGCCAUGAAGAUCGUGAAUCUCCUCAACAGUGUCUAUACCAAGUUUGAUGUCUUGACCGAGAGGAACCCGGAUGUAUACAAGGUAGAGACAGUCGGCGAUAAAUAUAUGGCAGUGAGUGGCUUACCGGUUCCUUGUGAGGACCACGCUCGGUGUAUCGCAAGGAUGGCACUCGAUAUGAAAGAACUCUCUGCAGAUGUCAUGAUGGAGGAUGAACCCAUUGUGAUUACUAUAGGUAUUUAUAGUGGCGAGGUUGUGACAGGAGUGGUGGGACAUCGUAUGCCACGGUACUGUCUCUUCGGUAAUACAGUCAACCUCACCUCCAGGACGGAGACAACUGGUAUCACAGGGAAGAUUAACGUCGCUGACACCGCUUACACAUGUCUGAUGGAGCCACAGAAUGAAGACCCAACCUUCCAGUUUGAUUUCAGAGGUCUUGUCAACAUGAAGGGCAAGCCCAAACCUUGCCCGUGUUAUCUGCUCUCAAGGAAACCCGCUGCGGCUAAGUCCGAACCCUAGGGGCUUACAGUAACUCGGUCUACAAGAAGUUGGUCUACUAUAGUCUAAUAUUACAUUGGCUAGAACCAUUUGGUCCAUUAUCAAUUAGUCUAAUUGCUGUCGGUUCAGUCAUGUGUCGGUUCUCCGCUACACUGGUGAAAUUCAUAUUAUAAUCUAUGGGCUAAACCCUUUUGAUCUAUUAUCGAUUGGCCUGAUUGCCCGUUGGUCUACUGCACAUUUCGUCAGUCUAAUAACCAUUUUCAUUUGAUUCAAUGCCCAAUUGAUAAAAUUUCCGCAUUGUAACAGUAUUAAUGUUAUCUGAAAAAUGAAAGUUUUGUUCAUAAACGGUUCAUCUAAUCAUGCUAGUCUAAAUGAUGUAAAAGACCAACCAAGUGGAUAAUAGGCAAAAUAGCAAAUGAGCUAGGUGGCAUUUAGACCAACUUUAGACGAAUUAAUAUCAGACUAUCUGGAAUGAGACCAAACGGAUAGUAGGCGAAGUGCACGUAGACCAAGUGGCAAUUUAUCAAACAUAAACACACUGUUUUGAUAAGGUCAAGCCAGUUACCACGCAUUGGUCAAAAGAGCAGACUUGAUCAAAAUGCUAACUAGGUUUGUCUCCGGAACCGAUUGCCUCAAUCAAACCGAAUCGGGGUAUUUCGGGCAUGGUCGACAGCUCGACAAGGAAUCAGAGUCAAUCGGCCUUCGUCGGUCUACCUUGAUCGGCGUUCCUUUUGUCACCUAGUGUCA
This is a messenger RNA of Lytechinus variegatus (green sea urchin), 2643 nucleotides long. It is a transcript of the gene gucy1b1, whose product is annotated as guanylate cyclase soluble subunit beta-1-like. The transcript has 8 exons. Gene Ontology annotation, molecular function: heme binding; guanylate cyclase activity. Gene Ontology annotation, biological process: cGMP biosynthetic process; response to oxygen levels. NCBI's taxonomy places the organism in Eukaryota, Metazoa, Echinodermata, Echinoidea, Temnopleuroida, Toxopneustidae. Gene Ontology annotation, cellular component: guanylate cyclase complex, soluble. Bases 1 to 1917 code for a protein of 638 amino acids. The record is from RefSeq and is a predicted model, not a curated record.